Diabrotica balteata is the source of this 5322-nucleotide messenger RNA. The record is from the annotation of a GenBank genome assembly. NCBI's taxonomy places the organism in Eukaryota, Metazoa, Arthropoda, Insecta, Coleoptera, Chrysomelidae.
AGACAUUGACAGUGUAUUGAUAGUUGUCAAAAUAUUAAAAGAAUGAGCUCAACUACUGAAACUAUUCCUCAAGAAAAUAAAUCCAGCGAUUUGGGUGCAACUGUAUUAAACAUUUCUAAAGAGAUCAAAUGGAAAUUCUUGAUAGUUUUGUCUGCAAUGCCAAAUUAUAUGUCUUGGAACAUAAAAAAUGUAAAGAAAUAUCUAAAUGGUUCACAUCCUAUUAUAAAACAAACAGCAGACAAUUAUUUUUCCAUGAAAGAACACCAACAAUUUAAAGAUCAAUCUCUCCUUGACGCGCUACCACGAUGUCUCAAGCAAGAUAUUGCCUACGACCUGAAUUGCGGAUUUUACACAGGUCGUUGUUGCUGAAUAGUCUUCCGAAAUAUAUCUUAAGGAACAUCUCGUCAGAAAUGAAAACGGUUAUCCUGCCGGCAGGCGAAAGUAUCUAUUUUCAGUAUGUGGUUAAGAGUGGUAUGGUGUGCAUAGAGGAUGGCGGGAUUGAAAUUUUACAUGACGAUGAUGAAGAAAGUCCUGUUAUUUACUUUGGAACUGGAACAAUCUUCGGAGAAAUUUCAUUAUUCCUGAAUAUUCCCUCUAAAGUUACCGUUAGAGCUACCAAACGAACCGAACUGAGGAUCCUGGAGAAAAAAGAUUUUUUAAAAGUAAUGUUACACUUUCCGCAGCAAUUAAAAUACCUGCACACGGCGCUUAAAAUUCGCCUUAAUAAGGCGAGUACGAGACAAAACAGUUCCAAAACGCGAGUCCAGAAUUUAAGGAAAAUGAAGAAUCUGUUUUUUGGAUCAAUUGAUGAUGACGGGAUCAAAGAUACAAAUUUUUAUGAAUUGUACAAAUUAGUAGGCGAAGAUUUGAGAGAUAAUACUUUCGAUGAAUAUAAUUGGAUAAAGAUUUGGAAGCUUAUGAAUGGUUUGGCACAGACAGCUUUUUGCAUCCUACAUUUUUAUUAUGCGGCUUUUGUAACACAAAUACCAUAUUAUGUAUUUACCCUUGAAAUAUUUGCAGCCAUAGCAUGUAUUCUGGAUCUGAUUUUGCAGUGUCAUUCUUAUAAAAAAUCUCAGAGAAAACCAAUAAGCACAUCAACAAUUUUAGAUGCAAAAUUAAGCAAUUUGAAAUUUUAUUUCGACAUAUUGUCUCUACUACCCUUGGCAUCAAACAGAUUUUAUGCUUUAUUGAAAGUUAAUCGCUUACUGAGAUUAUACAGAGUAACUGACGUAGUAUACAUUGUGAUGGGCUCAAAUUAUCCAAAUCUGGUAUAUCAAAUCUCAGUUACAUCAUUGUUAAUGAUUUUGGCAAUAUACUUUGUAAGCUGUUUAUUGUAUAUCACCUCGUGCUUUUAUAUUUUAUGUGAGGAUACUGGAUGGUAUUUCUUGUCAUCCAAAGAAACCUAUCCAGAUAACCAAAACCCUAAAAACGCACUGUUAAAUUCAGUUUAUUUUACAGUAAGUUCUGCGUUUCAUACCGGCAUUGGGGAUUUUUUACCCAAGAACUCAACAGACUUUUUGCUAGUAACAGUAAUUUUGGUUAUAUUCUUAAUUUUGAAAUCCUAUUUAUCGGGACAAUUUAUAUCUCUUAUAUUCUUAAAUGAAUUGUGUAGCGGUUCUUUAAAUACAAGAUACUAUUUAAAAAGUUUUUCAGAGUUUUAUCGUAUCUCAAAACCGUUUAAAAGGAAGAUUCUUAAUUAUUUGAAGAUAAAUCCCAAUUUUCUGCAAGAAACCAGUACUUUGUUCAUUCGCAAACACGCUCCUGCUAGCGUAGAUACAUUGAUCCACAUAUCGAGGACAAAGAACAUAGAUGAAGGACCGUUAUUUAAACAUGUAGAUAGCUAUUUCCUUGCUUUAAUAGAAAAAGAUGCCAAGAUGUGGUUAUUACCCAAAAACGAAACUCUGUAUAUCCGAGGUGACCCUACGAGAAUCAUGUACAUAAUAAGCGAAGGCUUCUGUAAAUUAUACAACUCAGAGAACAAUCCAGAAAAAUCCGUCGGUCCAGGAUCAUAUUUAGGCUACUUGGAAGCCAUCUACUGCAUUCCUAAAAAGCACACAGUCGUGUCUACCACCGACUGUAGAUUGAUUUGCUUAGAAUAUGCCGUAAUGGAGAAAAUUUUUAAAUUGUUUCCCAAAGAACUGGAUUUUCUAGAGAAAACAAAAUAUCGUGAUGAGCUCGUGGCGGAAAUUCGUAAAUUUGAAAGGGUAGAGCGUGAAUUACCAGUUAUAAGCCAUGUUAUAACUCAGGAUGAGGAAGCUUUCGUUAACAUAAACAAAACAGACUAUUUCAAACUAUAUAAAACCAAACUCGGCCCGUUCUGGUUUAUCAGUUUCCUAUUCUUGCCAGCCACAAUACACCCGGAAGGGCUAUUUAUAAGGGUGUGGUGCGUUUUAAGAGCUUUCUUAAUUACGAUCCAAGGAAUAGUGUUAAUAUUAUUAAUCAUGUUGCCUCCUUUUGCUAACGAGAUGAGUUGGAUUGACUUCACUUGUCAGUUGACGUUGUACCUGGAUAUGUAUCUAGGUCUUCAUAUCGGAUAUUAUGACGGUAAAGGAAUGUUAAGAGUACAUCCUGUUUAUACAGCAUGGUACUAUUUUACUCACGGAUUUUUACUGGACUUGAUCGCAGCAAUUUCGUGGCCCUUGUUCAUGUUUCACGCUGAAGAUGAAGACGUUGAUAAAAUAUUUUUUCAUUCCACCCACUGCUUUUGGAAUCUAUUGAAACUUGUACAGUUUAUAAAAGUUUACAAGUGUCUCUUGUAUUUUCAAAACCGCACCUUCGAGUCAUUUGUAUCUAUAAGGAUUUUGAAAAGUUUUUUGUUUAUAAUUGUUAUAACAAACUUUUUGACGGGUCUUGCGGUUAACUAUUAUUGUCAAUUCGUUACAGUAAGUAAUUUUACCAACAACUUGUCAGUUCAUGAUACUGCUGAAAGGAGAAUUAAUCUAAUACGUUGUAAAGAUGCAUUUUUUCAAGACACUUGGAUGCCAACAUUUCCAGAUAUGAAUGAAAUCUAUACUGCAGGUAUGUAUAUCAUCUUAAGCUUGUUAACCAAUACUGGCAUUGGUGACAUUAUCGCAAUGACAACUACUACGAAAAUUGCAACAGUAUUAAUAAUUAUACUAGGAUACUUUAUUUUUGCAAUGCUGACUGUGACAGUGUGUUCUAUAAUGCUGGCCGAAGCUGAAGAAUCAUUCGAAUUUCGACAAAAUUCCCUUGAGAUGUUAAAAUUCUUAAAGAGGAACCAAAUACCUCCUACACUGAAGAAACAGGUCGUGAACCAUCUUGAGCUAAUAUGGACACGUUCUCAAGGCUUCAACAUUAAAUCACAAGAACUUCUUUCUUCUGGCAGUUAUUUUAAUCCCGAAUUUUUGAUGCACAGAAACGAAAUGCUUUUAAAAACAAUUCCUUUAUUCCCCAACCUAGAUGAGAAUUAUUUGAACAUUUUGCUCAGCAAGAUGAGAAUUUUAUAUUUCCAAAAAGGAGAUUCCAUCAUCAGAUAUAAAGACGUAAUGUCCGAUAUAUACAUAGUAGUUUCUGGCCAAGUAGACAUAUGUAACAAACAUGGAGAACACAUGUACACUUUAGGUCCUGCUGGAGUAUUUGGUAAUAUUAGAAAAACCGCCAACAGCUCUAGUACACUCUGUGUGAAAGCGCGAAGAAACGUAGAAAUAUGGGCUUUAGAUACAGAAACGUUUUUCAAUACUAUUAGUUACUAUCCUAUUGUGUUGAAAGACACGGAGCGAUAUUUUAAGGAACAUACUAAUUAUUUGGUUGCCAAAAGUACUAGCCAGUUUGAUUUUUUUGGUUCUUCAAAAGAAUUGGACGAUCUAGAAUCAGAUACUGAAUCAACGACCAAAACUGGUGAUAUAACGAUUACAGAAAAAUGCGCUACAGAUUUCUUUCUUCCAAACAAGUGGUUCAAAUUUUCGCUCAAUCCUGACCAUAUAUUAUUUAACGUAGUAGAUAUAAUAACACUGUUAGCAAGUUUAUUGAACAUAUACUUCAUACCCUACGUAUUUGUCACUCAAGACAGCUCCACAUUUGGAUUCCUUCACCUAUGCUUAGAGCCGAUAUUUUACUUGAGGGUAUUUAUCAAAUUACAUAAGGCGUAUGUAAAUACUUAUGGAAGCACGAUAAAUGUGAACUCAAUUAUAUGCAAGAAAUAUCUAAACAAUCCAGGAGAAAUAUUUUGGGAUCUUAUACCCAAUUUACCUGUAGGCUUAUUAUGCUUCAUUUUUCGUAGAGAAGAAUGGUUUUUCUUCUAUAGCUGUUUUAGGAUAUUGCAUAUGUUACGGUUCUAUUAUAUUGUUAAAUAUUUUGAUCAGAAAUUAAAAACAUUGCAUCAAAGUACGUGGUACUACCUAGCUAGACUACUUAUCUGCUACAGUUCAUUAAUUCAUAUUUUAUCCUGCAUAUGGUUCAUACUGGCUUGUCCUUUUUUGAAGUGUUCCUCCGAUUCAUGGCUAAAACAUUAUGGACACGCCGUUUUAGAUAGCAGCACUUCUUAUAAACUUCUGCUGUCUUACUACUGCAUUUUGAAUAAUUUAACGAUAACAGGAAUUGGUGAUACGUAUCCGGUAGCUUAUUCGGAAGUUAUUUUCACCAUAAUAACAAUGCUUCUAGGUAAAAUUGCUGUUGCAAUGAUUAUAGGAACAAUAUUAAAAAUUAUAUACCUAUCAGAAAAGAAUCUCAUGGAUUUUAAUAUGAAGUAUAUAUCACUGAAGACUCAUCUCCAAUCUAAAGGAAUCUCAGAUUACCCCCUAACGAAAGCUGAUAAAUAUUUGAAGAAUUUGUGGAUGUAUUCUGAUAGAAUACUAAAGACAAAGCUAUUAAUAAACAUGCCAUACUCUAUUCAACAAGAUCUAACCAGUGCUCUAUAUGAGACUCAACUACGAAAAGCUUACAUAUUUAAGGACAUCGACCAAAAUCUGUUACGUCAGAUAUGCACCAAACUACAAAAAACUGUAUACUUCGAAAAUGACUACAUUGUAAAAACAGGCGAGGUGAAUUCAACGAUGUACUUUAUAGAAAAAGGUAGCAUCUGCGUUCUGACAAAACAGGCCGAUCACUUGGAAUCGACACAUGCCUUGCUUCAGUCCAGAGACGUGUUUGGAGUGUCUCAAGGAUUGAACCUUGAAGAAUAUCAUCAUUUUUGUUACAGAGUCGCUAGUUUAGUGGUCGAGUUACUGGAAUUGAAAUUUAAUGAUUGGGAAUAUUUGCUGGAAUUUUUCCCGCGAGAUAAAAAGCAGAUUUUUGGCAAGCAUACUAAAGAAUAUUACUAAGUGUAAUUGUUCGUUUAAUUACUAGAAAAUAUAUUUGUAUUGC